Molecule: messenger RNA, 1940 nt
Organism: Chelonus insularis
Lineage: Eukaryota; Metazoa; Arthropoda; Insecta; Hymenoptera; Braconidae
Product: pro-resilin-like
Exons: 5
Coding region: 169-1686 (505 amino acids)
Biological process (GO): positive regulation of transcription by RNA polymerase II
Cellular component (GO): RNA polymerase II transcription regulator complex
Molecular function (GO): transcription coactivator activity
Source: RefSeq, a predicted model, not a curated record
AUCAUGUUAGAGCUAAUCGUGACUUUGGUCCGUGAAUAACUAAAUUAGUAUCGCGGACUCAUACCUAUUUCGUUGGACAGUAUUUUAUUGAUACUGAUAGUUCAUUUUUUUAAGUAUUAUUAAUAUCGAUUAUUCAUAGUAUUGUGAAUUAUCACAACGGUGGUGAAAAUGAUAUUUUUUAAAAAAUGGGCCCACUUGGCACUUGCUGUUAUUGCUACAAGUCUUACUUUACCAUUGACUUUAGCUGAAGCACCUCUGACGGGUAGUUAUUUACCGCCAUCCACCAGUUAUGGUACACCAAAUCUUGGCACUAACUUCAGGCCCGGUGGUGGUAAUGCAGCACCAACUGGUGGACGACCAGCUACUAAAUAUGGUCCACCAUCCGGAGGCAAUUUUGGAGGUGGAUUCAGUGGAAAUGCACCAUCACCUAACUAUGGAGCUCCAACUUCAGGUGGUCCACCUCCCUCAAGCUAUGGACCUCCAUCAACUGGAGUAAGUAACUUCAGCCCAAGUGUUCCUUCACCUUCCUACGGAGCACCAAGCAGUGGAGGAAGCAGCUUUGGAUCAAGUGCACCAUCAUCUUCUUAUGGAGCACCAAGCAGUGGAGGAAGUAGUUUUGGUUCUAGUGCACCUUCUUCAUCUUAUGGAGCACCAAGCAGUGGAGGAAGUAGCUUUGGAUCAAGUGCACCAUCAUCUUCCUAUGGAGCCCCAAGCAGUGGAGGAAGCAGCUUUGGAUCUAGUGCACCAUCAUCUUCUUAUGGAGCACCAAGCAGUGGAGGAAGUAGUUUUGGUUCUAGCGCACCUUCUUCAUCUUAUGGAGCACCUACUGGUGGUAGUGGUGGAGCUUAUGCAUUGCCAUCUGCUGGAGGAAGUAGCUUCAAUACUCCCUCAUCAUCUUACGGUGCCCCAACCAGCAACGUUCCUUCAUCAAACUACGGAGCCCCAACAUCUGGUGGUGGAUACCAAAGCGGAGGUGGAUCCGGAUAUCAAAGUGGUGGUGGAUCUGGAUACCAAAGUGGAGGUGGAUCUAACUUCGGAAACGGAGGUGGUUACAGUUCAGGCAGACCUGCAUCUACUUAUGGAGCACCAAACCAAGGUGGAUCUGGUGGUGGAUACAGAGGUGGAGCUAGCGGUGGAACUCCUUCUGGAACUUAUGGAGCUCCUCAAAGACCCUCUUCCAACUACGGAGCCCCCACUGGUGGAAACACCAAUUUUGGAACCCCAUCUGGCACGUACGGAGCUCCUCAAAGACCAUCUUCCUCUUAUGGAACUCCAUCAUUCGGAGGAAAUAGUGGUGGUGGAUUUAACCGACCAUCUUCAAACUAUGGUGCUCCAUCAAGACCCACUCCUAGCUUCCAACCAUCUAGACCAUCUUCCACUUACGGUGCUCCAUCAGGAAAUGUCGGAGGUGGAUCAAGUGGUGGUUUCGGUGGUAGCUUUGGCGGUGCUCCUUCUAGCUCUUAUGGAGCCCCAUCUAGACCUUCUUCCCAAUAUGGUGCACCAUCUCAAGGUGGAUCUGGUGGAUACAGCGGACAAGGCAGUGGAUUCGGUGGUUCAUCAGCCGGCGGUUAUUCCGCUCCUUCCAGACCUUCCAGUCAAUAUGGUCCACCCGCUAGUGGUGGCAACCAAGGUUAUUCCAGCGGUGGUGGCCAAAGCUAUGCUAGCAACGGCGGUUAUCAAUACUAACUUUAAGUAUUAAUUGAUAAUUAAAAAGAGAUCAAUGCGAUUUAUUUCACAUCAUGCUUCGAUACAUGAAAGAACGAUUUUUAUACAAUUUCCUACAUAUUCCAUAAAAUCAAUAUAAAUAAAUAUUCAUUGAUAAGUAUUUAAUCAUUAAAAAAAAAACAAGAAAAAUGUGAAACCACACUGAUGUUCAAUUACGUAUAUCAUUAUGGUAUACGAAUUAAUCAAAACCAUUCGUUUUUGUAUUCAUCUCAAAG